Messenger RNA from Suillus clintonianus, 4747 nucleotides. RefSeq names its product P-loop containing nucleoside triphosphate hydrolase protein. Gene Ontology annotation, biological process: transmembrane transport. The transcript has 5 exons. Lineage: Eukaryota; Fungi; Basidiomycota; Agaricomycetes; Boletales; Suillaceae. Gene Ontology annotation, molecular function: ATP hydrolysis activity; ATP binding; ABC-type oligopeptide transporter activity. The record is from RefSeq and is a predicted model, not a curated record. Gene Ontology annotation, cellular component: membrane. The coding region runs from base 137 to 4558 and encodes 1473 amino acids.
GAGGACAAUAGUAAAGCACUAAAACUACCCACAAUUGAAACAACAAAAAUGCGCAAACGGCAGACUGGCAUUCGACGUUUCUCUCCCUUAUAUCAUUCAGACGAUCGCAGAGGCGAGCUCGUCUUGCAGAACAACGAUGACGAACCACGACCCGACAUCAGACCCAUCAACUCGCUCAUCAGUUCAUUCAUCUGCCCAAUACUCUACGUCAACACUUGAUAUCAAAAAUGACACCAAUAUCUCAACUGACAACAUUCCUACCACUCAUGCAGCACCUGUACCAUCAACAAAACUGCUGUUUUCAUUCCUCACACCCCGAAGGAAGCUGGUUCUUCUUACCCCAGCCAUUCUGUCUUCCGUCGCCACUGGUGCUAUAGCUCCCUUGAUGACUUAUGCCGUAGGGCAGUCAUUCAACGCCUUCGCAGCUUUCCCAUUGACCCCAAACCCACCGCAAUCCGCCAAGGAUGCUUUGCUUCAUGGUGUAGGCAUCGCAGCAAUUGAGCUCGUAGCAUUGAGUAUCAGCGCGCUAGUCAUGAGCAGUAUGACAAGUAGCUUGUGGAUUUCAACAGGGGAGCACAACGUCGUAGAGCUUAGACGGCUAGUGUACCAGUCCGUCGUGAACAAAGAGAUGUCAUGGUUCGAUCUUCGCAUGGGGGUCGACGGGUCUGCACCUGCGGGCAACGUGCAAGACACAUCCGAAGAUUCCCCCGUUGGCGCUGGUGGUCUCAUGGCCAAGUUUGCCAGAGAAACCGAUGAAGUACGCGCAGCCUCGUCGCUGGCAGCAGGCCAGCUGCUUCAAUAUUUGACCACCACCUUCUCGAGCCUUGUACUCGCAUUCGUUUGGUCGCCGCUCCUGACCCUUGUCAUUCUCUCAGCCGCCCCCGCAUUAAUUAUCAUUCAGGCAUUUUCCCAAGUCCUCGCGGGUCCUCUCCUCGCUCAUGAGCGCACAUUUACUGCAAGUGCCGCUACCGUCGUAGAGCGCGCUGUGGCCGCAGUUGCCACCGUUAAAGCAUUCAACGCAGCUACGCACGAGGCUCGGGUACUUUCCCGUGUGCUCGGACGCGUAAGCGCAGCUGCAAAUGGACUUGCGGGAGUCUGGGGUAUCACAUGUGGCUUGAGCCAGUUCGUCACAAUGGCAAUGUUCGUACAAGGAUUUUGGUUUGGAGCUCACCUCGUCCGGGAAGGCAAGAACACCCCCGGUCAAGUCAUGAGCGUUUUCUGGGCAUGCCUUAUUGCAACGAGCAACCUCCAAAUGGCCGUGCCCCUUCUCAUCACCUUCAUGAAGGGCAAAGUCGCAGCUGCAGAGCUCACAGGGAUGAUUUCAGAAGCACAUCAACCAUCCUCAAAGCGACGUCCUCAAGAACUCCGCAAAAUCAAACCAAAGUCAUUCAACGGCGAACUCAACCUGGAUCACGUGAGCUUCGCAUAUCCCGCACGACCGGAUGUGCAGGUACUCUCCGACGUGUCCAUGUACCUUCCCGCGCAUGAGACGACAUUCAUCGUUGGAUCAAGCGGUUCUGGCAAGUCGACGCUCGGUGCGAUCUUGAUGGGUGUUUAUAACCCCACAUCUGGCUCUGUAUUUUUGGACGAGCAGGAUGUGCGAUACAUUGACGCCGCGUACAUGUCGUGCCAUAUUGCUGGCGUGGCGCAGGGCGCAGCGUCGGCCCCCGUCUUCCCCGGAAGCCUCCACGAGAACGUGGCCCUUGGUACUGUAGGGAAAGGCAAACGAUCGGAGGACGUUAGCAGAGCAGAAGUGGAAGAAGCAUGUAGAGUUGCGAUGCUGGAGUCUUGGGUGGUUGGUCUAGACCAAAGCUACGAGACGUUAUUGAGCGGCACUGGUGCAGAAGGCAUUCAGUUGAGCGGUGGACAACGCCAGAGGCUUGCGAUCGCGCGGGCGCGGAUACGUGACCCUGAGGUGUUGAUUCUCGAUGAAGCAACAUCGGCCUUGGAUCCCCCAACUCGUGCACUCAUCUUGGCUGCUAUUCGGAGAUGGCGACAAAACCGCACGACAAUCAUCAUCACGCACGAUGUCGCCGCAAUUGAAGAGGAAGACUUUGUCUACGUCAUGCGAGAGGGCUCUGUCGUCGAGCAAGGUUUUCGGUCAGACCUCGAGCACGCGGAUGACGAAUUCGCCCGCAUGCUUCGUACGGGCGGGAUUGCUGUUGAAGACGACCUUCCUGAGUACGAUGCAGUCGCAGAAAUCCUCGCAGGGGAGGAAGAAGAAGAAGAAGAGCUUCCAGUUCACGAACGACACAUGAGCAUGGCACCCACAGUGGGCGGCAUGCGCCCUGUUACGGCGACACUCGGCAAUUGGAUGUUUGAUGUUGUCGCCGAGCUUACAAAAUCGGGUGCAGCACCACCACCUCUUCCUACCGCAGCAGAGAAAGAUAAAGACUGGCGGAUGAGUCGCUUCGUCCCCCCUAGUGCGUUACCCAAAGAGCAACUGCCGGCGUUCGAGGGCGGUGCAGCAGGGAGACUACGGAGACCGAGUAGUAUGUCGAUAUUCGUUCCCGAGGUUACAAUUCCCCCUCGCACAUACGGCGGUCACCGGUUCAGCUUGCAGUUCACUCCAACCACCCCCACAUUUUCACACCCGAGCUUCUCUCUGCGGGAGCCGGUAUCUAUGGUCGAAGAUGAUGAAGAAUUCGAGACUGAGAAGGAAGCAUUGAAGCGCAGCGCUGAGCAGGCUGCGAACAGGAGGGAGCGCAGGGAGCGCAAGCACCAUGGACUACAGAGUAUUGUCGUGCCUCCAUCUGGAAAUGAAGAAGCCCAAGACCAAUACGACCUUUCCCCAGCCCCCGGCCUUUUCGCCCUCCUCCGUGCCGUGUACCCCACCAUCCCCACAAAGCCAGUCGUUUUCUUCGGGCUCAUCAUCUGCCUGAUAAGCGGAGCGAUGACACCCGUAUUUUCAUUCCUCCUUUCCAGACUCAUCGUUCUAGUCUCAGCUGGUGGAUCAGAUGCCAGUAUGAUCAACUCCUACGGCGGUCUUGUCCUCGGAAUCGCAGCCAUUGACGGGCUUCUUCUUGGUUCCAAAUUCUUCGUUAUGGAAACCUCCGCUAUGCGCUGGGUCACUCGUCUCCGCGACCUCGCUUUCUCCCGCGUUCUCAGUCAGGACAAGAGCUGGUUUGACCGUCCUGAGAAUGGCGCAUCUAGACUCACCCAGGUCAUCGUCAAAGAUGGUGAUGACGCUCGUACGUUGAUCGCUGUGGUGGUAGGCCAGAUUGUUGCCGUGGGCGCGAUGAUGACCAUCGGUCUCCUCUGGGCGAUGGCUUGGGGGUGGCAACUGACGCUUGUUGGGCUUGCCAUUGGGCCUGUCUUUGUUGGAGUCAUGGGCCUUCAGACCAACCUUAUGGCGAAAUGCGAGGUACGCAAUAAGCGGGCUCGUGAGGAGGUUGCCAGGGUAUACUACGAGACUAUUCUCAACGUCCGUGGCAUUCGUGCUAUGUCUCUUGAGCCGGUCCUGCAGGCUCAAUUUGACAAGGCCGCUUCGCAGUGCCUUUCCACUGGUGUUCGCGGUGCAUUUGUCGAGGGGUGCUCUUAUGGUGUCGCUAGCGCUCUCAUCUACUUGGCCGAGGCGCUUCUUUUCUACGUUGGCGCUGUGCUCAUCGCAAAGGGCACAUACACAUACCUUCAGAUGUGCCAGGUCCUCAACCUCGUCGUUUUCACUGUCUCCAUCGGCUCCCAACUCAUGUCCUUCACUCAAAAGAUUGCCAAGUCCGUUCUGGCCACGCACGAUCUGCACGAGCUCAUCAAGCUAGACACUACCAGCGGUUCUGAGUCUCAGGGUAUCCUCCGUCCCAAGGUCGAAGGCGACCUUGUCUUCAAUGAUGUAUCAUUCUCCUACCCCACCAACCCUGAUGUCUCUGUUUUGAACAAGAUGUCGAUGCGCAUUGCAGAUGGAGAGUGUGUAGCGAUUGUAGGCGCCUCUGGAUGUGGAAAGUCAACCGUAGCAUCGCUGCUCCAACGUCUCUAUGAGCCCACUUCGGGUACUAUCUCGGUGGGCCUCAAUGAGCUCCGUGCUACAGAUAUCAACUACCUCCGUGACCACGUUGCCGUCGUCAGCCAAAGCCCCAACCUCUUCGACGCCAGCAUCCGCGAAAACAUUGCCUACGGACGAGUCGGCGAGGACAACGGAAUGAGCGACGCAGACGUCGAGCGCGCCGCUCGUGCAGCGAACGUCCACGAAUUUGUGAUGUCAUUGCCACAGGGUUAUGACACGCUCAUCGGCGAGAACGCGUCUCUCAUUUCAGGUGGACAAGCUCAGCGUUUGCAAAUCGCGCGCGCGCUUGGACGACCUGCGAAGAUUCUGAUUUUGGACGAGUGUACUUCAGCGCUCGAUCCUGCCAACCAGACGGCUGUCCUGGAGACGAUACGGGCUGCGAAGGUUGGGAGGACUACUAUCAUGGUGACACACAAGGUGCCCGUGAUGCAGAUGUGCGACCGUAUUCUUGUUGUCGAGGAUGGCCAGGUGCGCGAGCAAGGCACGUACGAGAGCCUCAUGGAGCGCAAGGGCCUCUUUGCUAGGCUUGCGAAUGGUGGAGAGUGGGUUAGCGAGUAAAUACUCGCUGGAUGACCGCUGUUUAUCUACACCUUCGACGUUCACGCUAUUUUGUUACGGUUUCUCUGCUUUAUGACCACCUGGGCGCAAAUGACAUUUUCACGACUACGCAUUUGUAGUACUACCACAAUCAUUUAUUCAUUUGUACUGUAGUUGUUAUCAAGGAAUUUAUAUGUUGUACAAUUGCAA